UUUUAUUUAAAGUAGAUAUUUUUUUAAUUAUCAAAGAAAAAUUAUCUAUAUGGGGAAUUUUGGGGAACAGUCUUGUGCGCUAUGCCUCAGUGUCUUACGCGAUGGGAAUUUUGAAGAAAUACAUGGUGUUACAAAGGAUAUUUUAGAAGUUAUUUUGCCGAAACUCAAUUUUGAUAGCGGCACUAAACAAGUAAUAUGUAAUGUUUGUUCACUAGAAGUAUUGGAAGCAUUCAAAUUCAAGUCGACGUGUCUCUAUACUCAUAACAUCAUAAUUUCUUACAUGGACGACGGAACAGGAUGUUCUGUUGACUUAAGAGAGAUUUAUGCAAAGGAAAAGGGAAUCGAACAAUUAAUCGACACAUCAGACGAGCAUAAAGUAUGUCGAUUUUGCAUGCGGCUAAUAAGCACCGAAUUUAUCUCAGUACAAGAAGCAAAUAUGGAUAUGAUCAAGACUUUUAUACCAGAAAUAAAUUUCAGUGUCAUCAAAGAUCCCGUUACCUGUAGACAGUGUUUUGAUUCCUUCGAUGUUCACAGUAGCUUUGUAAGAAGAUGCUUGGAAGUAGAGAAAGGAAUUGAAGGUAUUUACCGCAUGGUCCCCAGUGCUCAGCGAUCAUUAGUUUCCAGAAUUAAAACCGAAAUCGAAAUUAAAUCUGAAGCAAUUGAACAUGAAGAGGAGUUGAGCGAAGCGGAAUCUGCCAGAGCGAAACCUGGAGACAAAGAUAUGCGGAUUAAAACUGAGGCCAUUGAAAUUAAAAUGGAAGAAAAUGAUGAUGAGAGUGACAGAUCUGAUUCUGAAUUGAAACACAUUUCCCAACUUGAAGAAACCAAAAGUAGUUCUAUGAGCCAUAUUUUGAAACGCAAGAAGGCGGCAGCGAAAGAAGUACACAGAUGUGAAAAAUGCGAUUAUAAGACCGUGUUCAGAAACCACUUUGCGAAUCAUCAGCUGGUACACGAAGAUCCUUCCAAAAUAAAAGAGCACAAAUGUGACAUUUGCGGCUAUGCAGCCAAAAAGAGAUGCUAUCUCUUGCGCCACCUAUUAUCUCACAAGAGUCCCUGCGAAGUGGACAUGUUCAAGUGUAUCUAUUGCGAUUAUGAGUCAAAAACUAAGCCCUACAUACGAAGACAUUACAUAAUUCAUCAUGGGGGGAACUUGCUGGACCCCGAGGAGAAUUCAAAAAUAACACAAAUGCUUAACCUCAAAUACCCGUUACCUGUGCAAGUGCUCAAAUGCGGUAGAUGCCCCUACAGUACCCUGAGCGAAGUGAAUUUUUUAGACCAUCAGUGCAAGCCGGUCGAGAAAUUGUACCUGAAAUGUGACCAUUGCUGUUACACGACCACAUCUAAGAACUGCCUCAGAGCGCACCAAAUAGUGCACAAGAACCCCUCGAAUAAGUACAAAUGUCACAAUUGUAAUUACGAAACGAGGUAUAAGAACCACAUUACAAGACACCUACUAAAACAUAAAAAUCCCGAGCAAGUGCAGAUGCGCAAAUGCAUGUACUGCAGUUUCGAAUCGAAAUAUAAAGAGGGUUUGAUGUCGCAUCUGUUAAACAUUCAUACAGACAUCCUAUACGACCCCAAGGAGAACUUGAGGGUACAGCGUAUGCUGAACCUCAAAAAACCAUUUUCGCUAGAGAUAUACAAGUGCGAUAAAUGCAUCUACGAAACAGUAAACAGGUGCACAUUCAACGCCCACCUGUUGACACACAAGGACCCGUCACACGCCCGAAUGUACAAGUGUGAUGUGUGUGAUUUUGAAACCAAGAAUAAGAAAAGUCUUCGUAACCACAAACUGAAUCACGCCAAGGGGCUAAAUUUCAAGUGCGACACCUGCGGUUACACGACCAGGCAGAAAAACCAACUUAAUCGCCACAAGUUAACACACAAAAGCACCUCCGAAAUAAAAAUGUACAAGUGUCACACGUGCGAUUACGAAACCAAGCAUAAGGGUAGUCUUGUACAUCACCAAUUAGUGCAUAAAAGUCCUUCCCAGCUGCGAAUGUACAAGUGUGACGCCUGUAAUUUUAAAACCAAGUAUAAGAAUAGUAUCGAUAAACACAAACUGACGCACAAGGAUCCGUCCCAGGUGCGAUUGUACAGGUGCGACGCAUGUGGCUACACAGCCAAACAAAAAAACAAUCUUACCCGUCACCAGUUAAAUCACAAAAAUUCGUCUGAAAUGAGAAUGUACACAUGUGACUGUUGCGAUUACGAAUCCAGGCAUAGGAAUAAUCUUAAAAAACACCGAUUACAGCAUGAACGUUCUUCAGAGGUGCAAGGAAAUGAAAUAUUACAGUAAAAAUUUCACGACAAUUAUACUUUCAGUUCAAUAAAACAUGUAGUGCAAGGGAGGGUUGUGUUAAAAGUUUUAGAGAUACCUUUUUAUACAGUGUGACUCAGAUAUUAGUAAUAUAUAGGGUCUCCAAAAAACGAUGGGCAAUCUCUCAGAUUUGCACUUGAAUUUGCAAAAAUAACGUUUAGCCUCUAUAAUGUAUUUAUAUUUCUACUGACCCUACAGAGUUAUUAUCUUAAAGUUGGGAAUUGAAUAUUGAUUUUUUUCAUAGCAAUUUUUGGGUAAAAGUUUUUAAGGCUUUCAUACUUUGUCAAGUGAAAAAGGUGUGUGCUUUAUUGAUGUAAUGGACUGUUUUCGAGGUAGAUAUCUUUUCAUAAAGACCAAUUCAAAAUAUGUUGGAAAUAGUGUAGUAUCUUUUUCGUUAACUGCAUUUAUCUAAAAAAUGUAUCGAUAACAAACAAGUAUAUUUCAUUUAAAAAAAGUACUGAAGUCAUAAAUGCGAUAAAAAUGUUAAAAGUAUAUAAAUUUUUUUGGUUGACAACAUGUCGUGUGGAUUCCCGGGCCCCAACAAUUGCUCUCGGUAAAUUGAAAACACCAGAAGAAAGCUUCAAAUUAUAGCUUUUACCCAAAAGUUAUCCAUUUUUAAAACUAUAAAAUAUAUGUUAUUUUGGCUUGUGCUACCGAAAUUCGAAAGAUUGCCCACCAUUUCCUUGAUGUCCUAUAAACGAUUCUAUUGCAGCCACUUCAAUAAUUUUUAUUCUGUUGGUUGUGUUUUGUUCUCUUGUCUAUAAAAAAUUAAUUAGAUGCUAUCCCAAUGAGAUAUA
Molecule: messenger RNA, 3117 nt
Organism: Anoplophora glabripennis (Asian longhorned beetle)
Lineage: Eukaryota; Metazoa; Arthropoda; Insecta; Coleoptera; Cerambycidae
Product: zinc finger protein 729-like
Exons: 4
Coding region: 50-2299 (749 amino acids)
Biological process (GO): regulation of transcription by RNA polymerase II
Cellular component (GO): nucleus
Molecular function (GO): DNA-binding transcription factor activity, RNA polymerase II-specific; RNA polymerase II transcription regulatory region sequence-specific DNA binding; zinc ion binding
Source: RefSeq, a predicted model, not a curated record